AAGACGGACGUCCGGGGCAGUGAUUGCCCACCACCACAAAGAAGAAUUAUGGUUUGAAACAAUCACACAACUUGAUCCCUGAUUUCCAGACAUUAAAAUUUUUUUUCCUUUUUUUGCAGCACAUUUUGCUUCUUUCCUUCAAAGUAAGAUGGAGGGAGAUAUUUAAUAUUACAGAAGACACCUGUACUAACAAACUGUGUGGGUUGACAGGUUGUCAGCGAUUUUUUUGUCCUGUUUUUUUAAUAAAAUCAUAAUUCUGGGCAGAAGAGAAACUUAAACCCAUCACUGAUCACAAGCGAAGAACAGGAAGUUGGGUUUUGUCUAACAACAAUUACAAUUAUCUUGGAGAAGACAACAGGAGGACAAAGAAAUACUUCUAGGAGCUCCCAAAGUCCUGUCAUUCUAUCCCGUCUCUUUGAGACCUUGCCUUCAGUUCGUUAUGAGUGAACCCUCCAGCUGCAACACAGAGUCAAAGUGUCUGGCUGAUUUCAAUGGUGAUCCUGCCUGGGGCUACCGAGGAAAGAUACCAGACCAUGUUAGCACUAAACAGUGCUACACCAGCAGUGUCAGAAAGAGAAGCAAGGUUCGCCUAAACGACCAACUUACACCAAAACCGACUAAUAUAAAUUUAUUGGAGAAAAUGAUGAAAACUGCUACUCUGAAAGAGCACCCUUAUUCCUCGCACAUUUCCCGGUUUGCUGUGUUCCCGUCGUUCCUUUCCCCAGAUGAUCUAGAGAGGGGAGUCAGAGCUGCUUCCCAGAGUUUUAUAAACCCUCUCAUUCCAAACAAAGCUCCAGAUGUCACUGUAGUCAGUAAAACUAUAGGAGGUCCAUACAGGCAUGAGAUCUUGGAAAACCCCACUAAAACCAGGAAAGUGGCAGUUUCUUGGACAGGAGAGAAUGGUUUUUUAGAUCAUCCCAAACCAGUAAAAGCGGAGAGACAGAUUUUCUACCCAGCUCCUCCAAAGACAGUACUGCCUAAUCUAAAACUUCGGGACUGGGAUCUGUCAUUAUCAGAGCGCACAAGCAACAUGCUGAGAAACCUGGAGAGGAAACUUUGGACCACCUCUUACAAGAUGGACUUUACUGGAUCAGGGCCUUCAAACCCUUUGAAGAUAGAUGAUUUUAAGGAAAAAAUUAUCACCCUGACUAGGAUCAAUUCACACUCUGCACCUCUGAGAGAAAGGUCCUAUCCCCUGUUUGCUCCAUCUAAACCCAAAGGAGGAUAUGGACAAAGACAACAAAGCAAACUGAGAGAACACUUCUAUAGCCCCAGUUUCAAUGAAACCCAGGUGCCAGCUGAAAAUCAAAGCACUACUACAUCUUAUAUAAACCAGCAGCCCCAAGGGCCCUUGGCUAAUUAUAAAGGAGCAGCAGUUAUGACCCAAAUGGAUCACAGUCUAUCAGAGUCCAAAACUGGCUUCACAAAUCCACAGCACACUGAUUUUUGCAUGGAGAUCUUACCAAAGCAGCAAUCUCGAGGUAAAAGCGCUGCUGAUCAUGGCAGACAAGAAGAUAAUCGCAAAGUCCGAUUUAAUGAAAGCCUAAUGCAGGAAUGUGAAUGUAAGAGCAACCAAGCUGCUGCUGUCCAGCUCUCAAACCCACAACAGCACUUCAACCUGAGCAACCAGCCGUAUUCCCACAAAAAGGAGCAGGUAAAGAAAGAGAGAUAUUUAAGAGAGCAGCAAAAUGGUAAUCAACCAAUCAAAAAGGAGGACUUCGAAUUUAGAAAUGCAUCCUGCUCUGAAUUACACGAUCAGCUAUUAACUAAAGAGGAAAUUAAAACAAGGAGCAGAGAGCUGUUAAACUCUAGCCCUUACACCUCCAUCCUGCCGCGGCCUCCUGUUCAUUGUACAAAUACUUUUGAGAGAGUGGGUCGGACAGGCAGCGAUCUCAGCAUUCUGGAUCUCCAAAACUCAUUCAGCAAGUCAGAAGCACAUUGUAGAUUCAACAGCUCGGUUACUCAUGGUGCAGUGAACCUGAGGGACAAUGUAGUAACAGGGAAAAGACACAGCUUCUAUGGGAUCAACUGCAACCAUAUUCAUGGUUGAAUAUAAACAAAGAAGGCUAACAAUUAAUGAUGGUUAAUAGUAUACAAACCCUGUUAUUAUAAAUAUUUACAAUGGUUAUUCUGAAUAUGUAUAAUUACAGACAGAAUUUUGUUUCAGUAUCUGGAAUU
Cyprinodon variegatus (sheepshead minnow) is the source of this 2178-nucleotide messenger RNA. RefSeq names its product chromosome unknown open reading frame, human C7orf31. The record is from RefSeq and is a predicted model, not a curated record. The coding region runs from base 440 to 2050 and encodes 536 amino acids. Gene Ontology annotation, cellular component: centrosome. NCBI's taxonomy places the organism in Eukaryota, Metazoa, Chordata, Actinopteri, Cyprinodontiformes, Cyprinodontidae. The transcript is spliced from 9 exons.